AUGUUCUUUGUGGGUAUUGAUGAGUAUUCUCUUUCUUCCGUGUUGAUGUCUAAGUCAAAGUUUGGGGUGUUUGUUUCCUUUCUUGUUGUUGAACUACUUGUCAAAAUAUCCGUUGUGUUAUUAUCUGUCUGUAUGUGCCUGUUGGAAGAAUUGGGAGCUGAUGAAAACUGGUUUUUUUCGAUUAAUAUCUGA
This is a messenger RNA of Acaulospora colombiana, 192 nucleotides long. The record is from the annotation of a GenBank genome assembly. Lineage: Eukaryota; Fungi; Glomeromycota; Glomeromycetes; Diversisporales; Acaulosporaceae.